This is a messenger RNA of Manis javanica (Malayan pangolin), 2783 nucleotides long. NCBI's taxonomy places the organism in Eukaryota, Metazoa, Chordata, Mammalia, Pholidota, Manidae. The record is from RefSeq and is a predicted model, not a curated record.
CCGGCCGGCGCCGCGCCGCGUCAGACCCCCCGGCCCGCGCCGCUCCUUUCGCCGUCGGGACGCGCCUCUUAGGGUCCGGGGCCCAGAUCCUCGCCCCGCCUCUCUCAGCCCGCCUGCGCCGCGCUGCCGCUCGGGACCAUGACUUCCGAGGUGGCUCGGCACCGGCCUCAUGUGCCAACAAAAACAACUUGUAUGUCCUCACCAGUGUCUGAUGAUGAACAGAGACAGAAAGAAAAUGUUCGUUCUUUAAUUAUGUCUGGCCAUGUUGGUUUUGAGAGUUUGCCUGAUCAGCUGGUGAACAGAUCCAUUCAACAAGGCUUCUGUUUUAAUAUUCUCUGUGUGGGAGAGACUGGAAUUGGAAAAUCAACACUGAUGGACACAAUGUUUAAUACUAAUUUUGAAGACCAGGAAUCCUCACAUUUUUACUCAAACGUUAGACUAGAGGCUCAGACAUAUGACCUCCAGGAAAGUAAUGUUCAACUGACACUGACCAUUGUGAAUACAGUAGGAUUUGGUGACCAAAUAAACAAAGAAGACAGCUACCAACCAAUAGUUGACUACAUAGAUGCUCAAUUUGAGGCCUAUCUCCAAGAGGAACUGAAGAUUAAACGCUCUCUCUUUAACUACCAUGAUUCUCGCAUCCACGUGUGCCUGUACUUCAUCUCACCCACGGGCCACUCUCUGAAGACACUGGACCUCUUAACCAUGAAGAGCCUUGACAGCAGGGUGAACAUUAUACCAGUGAUUGCCAAAGCUGAUGCAAUUUCUAAAACUGAAUUACAGAAGUUUAAGGUCAAGCUCAUGAGUGAAUUGGUCAAUAAUGGUGUCCAGAUAUACCAGUUCCCAACAGAUGAUGAAAGUAUUGCUAAAAUCAAUGCUGCAAUGAAUGGACACUUGCCCUUUGCCGUAGUGGGAAGUAUGGAUGAGGUCAAAGUUGGAAAUAAGAUGGUCAAAGCUCGCCAGUACCCCUGGGGUAUUGUUCAAGUGGAGAAUGAGGCGCACUGCGACUUUGUGAAGCUGCGUGAGAUGCUCCUCUGCACCAACCUGGAGGACCUGCGGGAGCAGACGCACAUGCGCCACUACGAGCUGUACCGGCGCCGCAAGCUAGGCGCCAUGGGCUUUGCUGACGUGGGCCCCGGGAAGCAGCCGCGCAGUCUUCAAGAGACCUACCAAGCCAAAAGACAUGAAUUUCAAGGAGAACGUCAGCGGAAGGAGGAGGAGAUGAAGCAGAUGUUUGUCCAGCGAGUGAAGGAGAAAGAGGCCAUAUUGAGAGAAGCUGAGAGAGAGCUACAGGCCAAAUUCGAGCAUCUUAAGAGAAUUCACCAAGAAGAGAGAAUGAAGCUUGAAGAAAAGAGAAGACUUUUGGAAGAAGAAAUCAUCGCUUUCUCUAAAAAGAAAGCUACGUCUGAGAUAUACCAGAGUCAGACUUACACAGUGUCAGGUGGCAACCUGAAGGACAAGGACCGCAAGAAGGAACCAGGCUAUCGAUUCGAGCUCCUGUGCUUUGAUGUCAGAGCUUGUGAAACCAGUGGUGGACAUACAGAUGGGGAGGAAGCUCCGGUUUUAUAUAAAACUAAGGUUCCAGAUCACAGAAGGUCAUCACGACCAAAAGUCAUUAAAAUGUUAGAAGUAUGCUUUGAUUUUCUUCUGUUUUUAUUUGCUGUAUCACUUAUUCAGUACGUGGCAAAUGGCUACAGUUACUGACAUUUAAGUAUCAGGUCAAUACAAAGGCCAGAGUGGCUGAUAAUCAGGUAUAUUGUCACUGCUGUUGAAGGGCCGACGUUGCUGGUUUGCAGUGAAUCUGGAUCGUCUCUCCUGCUGCCCAGUUAUGGUCACAUGCAAUGCACAGUAGCUCAAAGUGUCGGCGCUGUGGAAAACACAGAACUCACUCAGGAUGGUUACCUGAUUGCAUUUAUAUCCAAGAUGAACCAUUUUUGGGGGUACACACAAACAGUAGUAUUUUGGGGAUAUGUUUUUAUUAGGUACCUGAAACUCUAACCUCUCAGUAGUUUUAUAGAACUUUUAAUUCUUGACAUAGUUAUCCAGUUGGUAACAUGAUCCUAACCUUUUUUAUCACAUUAUAUAACAUGAUGGCCUUCCAUGCUUCAGUAUGCCUUACUGUGGCUCGUGUAUUGUUGUUGUGAUGAAACAAAGUAUGUUUUAAAAGUAAAAACAUCCAGGCAUUUAAACCCUUUUUCUAAGGGUAAGUGACUUGGAACCUGGGUAUUACCAUACUGUUUUCAUUGGAUGUAUUGCAUACUUAUUGUUUAAAACUGUCUUCCAGGGAAAAAAUAAUAAGGUUGAGUCAUCUUAUUAACACUAUUUCUUGAGAAAUAACAAUGAACAUCUGAAUAUUAAAGAUAUAAGAAUUUAGAUAUUCAGAUCUUAAGGGUAUUUGGUUUCAGUGCCUUAGUGGUGUUCUCAGAGCAAUUUAAUGGUUUCUAACUUUUUCUUAACAGCCAUAGGUGUUUAGUUUUUCAUUUUUUGUACAUGAAUAUUCUAAGUAAAACACAUUUAGUCUCGACAAUAAAAUACAUCUGCGUAUUUACUAAAAUGUUUAAAUUACUUUAAUUUUUCUUUUUUCAAACUGUCAUCUUAAGCAUUUUAUCAAAAUUAGUUCAUAUAAUGAUGCUUGAAUCAUUUUAAGGUGGGGAAUACUACCAGUAUUUUCCAGAUGAUAGAUGUUUCACUUAGCCUGUGUCAGAUUCUGAACAGUGUAUGUUUUCAUGAAGUUGUAUAAGUUGCAAAUAAAACCUUUCAUUUCAUAGUGCAGUUUAUCUGGA